ACUGACGGAAGGAAGGAAGGAGGGGCCGGACUGACUUCCUUGCUGCUGCUUCUGCUGCUUCGGGUGUCACUCCUCGGCUGCCUCCCUCGCCUUGUCAACAGCCUUGCCUUGGGCCAACCGGGGUCGCGGCCUCCCCUAGACAGACCCCCCUUUUCCCCCCUCCCCUCUCUUCCCCUUCCCCAAGCCAGGCUUUGUCUAUCUCUAAGCUCUGUUGGGGUCUCCCUGACCUUUGACCCCCUUGUGUUGUGACCCCGGCAUGGGCCCGCCUCGCAAGGGUGGCGUUGCCCCGGCCGGCUUUAGGACUACGUCGAUUUCUUGCUAAUCAUAACGAUAGGAAUUAGGCUGUACUGAUAUUCCGCCCUCUCUCCCCUCGCCAGGAUUUGGGGGACGAUGACGAGGAGGAGGACGACGGUGCCGCGGCCCUCCCGGUGAAGCCCCCGCCUCGUUGCCCCCAGGACCAUGAGCGGCGGAGGCAAGAAGAAGAGCGGGUUCCAGAUCACCAGCGUCACUUCGGACUACGAGCAGAAAGAAGGACGAGCGGACGCCGCCAAGGCUGGGACAGAAGCGGAAGGGGACGCCGGCCCGCGGGCCAACGACGGCAACGCCAGCAACGGUGGGGCGGCCAGAAAUGGCCCCACGGCCCCCACCUCCCCGUUGACCGCCCCGUCGCUGGUGUCCGGCUCGCGCUUCCGGGUGGUGAAGCUGGACCCGGGUCCCGGGGAGCCCUACAAACGUGGCCGCUGGACCUGCCGGGACUUCUACAAUGCCGAAGCCGAAUCCCACCCCCAGCACCCCUUUGUGGGGCGGCUGGCUGAAGCCGGGCGACACCCGCAGUCUCUGGACUCCCGGCUGGAAGUGGCUGGACUUCUGACCCAUCCUCAAGGGCCCUUCAGUCCGCAGCCCCAGCGCAGAGGAGGAGGAUUUGGAGGUGCCUGCGCCAGUCUGCACUCCCAGCUGGUGCUGCCCCCGGCCACGUCCAGCCACCAGGCCCGCUCUCUCGGCGGAGGCCUCCCGGUUAUGGUCCGGCCCCACAGGACUCCCCCCAGCCCGGUCUCCCUCCGCAGCCCCCUGGCCUCGGUUGCCAAAGAGGCUGGGGAUCCCGGGACCCUCGCUGCCACCUCCGCUGGGACCCCGGCCGUGCCCACUUUGGUGGUGGAGGAGCACCUCCUGCCCAAGAGCGUCUCAAAGCUGAUCCAGAGGGAGACGGAUGAGCGACGCAAGGUCUCGCCACGGCAGUCCCGCUCACGGCCCUCCUCCCCGGCUCCGCCGCUCUUCCGCGACGGCAGCCCCAACCGCAGAACCUCGGACCCCUUUGGGUCUUCGUCGCCCUCCUCGGCCCGCUUCAGCCUGGCCCACUCCAUGUUUGGCAUCGACAGCGAUGACGACAGCGGAACAAACAGCAGCAUGAUAGCCAUAGACAACAAGAUUGAACAAGCCAUGGACCUGGUGAAGAGCCACCUGAUGUUUGCGGUGCGUGAGGAGGUGGAGGUCCUGCGGGAGCAGAUCAAGGAGCUCUCGGAGCGCAACGCCUUGCUGGAGCAGGAGAACGCCCUCCUCCGCUCCCUCGCCAACUCCGAACAGCUCUCCCGCUUCCAGGCCCAGCUCCACACGGCCGCCAAGCCCCCUCCUCCUCCUCCUCCUCCUUCUUCCAGCGGCACCAGCGCAUGACCCGGAUUGGGGCGGGAGGAACUGACGAGAGACUGACACUAAGGACAGGGAUGGGGACGUGGGUGGGUGGCCGCCUGCCAGGGACGGUCACUCCGGCCACUCACUCCCUCACUAACGGAUUCCCGCAGAUGUGAACAGGGUGCAUGUGGGUGGGCAGCUUGGUACCGAAACAGCUGGAGUCGGGAGAAUGAUUGUGUGUGUGGUUGUGCUUGCGUGCGUGAUGGUGCGUCUACACCAGACAUUUGCAAACUUGGGUGCCCCGGGUGUUUUGGACUCCAACUCCCACCAUUCCUAACAGCCUCAGGUCCCUU
Messenger RNA from Anolis sagrei ordinatus, 1979 nucleotides. It is a transcript of the gene TSC22D4, whose product is annotated as TSC22 domain family member 4. The record is from RefSeq and is a predicted model, not a curated record. Gene Ontology annotation, biological process: regulation of transcription by RNA polymerase II; response to osmotic stress. Lineage: Eukaryota; Metazoa; Chordata; Lepidosauria; Squamata; Anolidae.